AUGUCUGAUCCCAUACCCAUACCCAGCUCUAAAUCGGAGCCUGCACUCGAGUCAAGUUCGUUAUCAUCGGGGCAACGUCUAAAUACCAGAGAUCCACUGACCGGAAGCUCUCCUUCAUGGGACAGCAAAUCACCUACACUAAUACCCUCGGAUAAUGGAAGUCCUCAUCUUUCGAGACGUCCCUCUGCCUCUGAGAGUAGUACAUAUCAAGAAGAUUGGGAACCAUGGCCUCCUCUCGAUAAGAUCACUGUGUUUGAUUUGUUAGAGAACUUUACUUUGCCCCAACAGCUUGAAAAGUUACAGAGAAAUCUAUCCGCACAAUCUCAAAAGGUUCGAAAGCAACGAGAUAAGCUAAAGACAAGUUCGAGUUAUGCGAAGACUCGGGUUGUUGAAGAAUGGCGAAAGCGUGUUCCUACUGCCGAUGAGCAGCUCGAAAGAUAUAAAAAGAGGAUGCGCGAUAGUGUCGACAAACUUGGGACACGUUGGAAUGAUACAAAGGCAGUGACAAUUCGAGAAAAGGUCUCCUUCAUCUGUGGAGUCUUAAAUGUACUCAUCAGUGGCUACUUACUCGGCGGGUACCCUGAGCUAUUUCACAGGUGGUACACUGCCCAAUUGCUAUACUUCAUGCCCAUCAGGUUUUAUUCUUACCAUAAACGGGGAUACCAUUACUUCCUCGCAGAUCUUUGUUACUUUACCAACUUUCUCUGCAUUCUUUCAAUCUGGAUCUUCCCACAAUCGAAACGACUAUUCAUCAGCACUUACUGUCUAGCCAUGGGAAAUAACGCUGUGGCGAUCGCCAUGUGGAGGAAUUCCAUGGUGUUUCACAGUUUCGAUAAGGUUACCUCUCUCUUCAUUCAUAUCAUGCCAUGCGUGACGCUUCACUGUCUGGUUCAUCUCAUAGACCCAUCGACUCAGCAAUCUCGUUUCAGUGCCAUCUACGAUAUACGCACAUCUCCAGUAGGGUCCAGUACUCAUUACGGUCUCCUAUCCAUGGCCCUAUGGUCAUCAAUUCCAUAUGCUGUAUGGCAGCUUUCUUACCAUUUUCUCAUCACUGUUCGCCGUCGCGAGAAGAUUGCUGCAGGACGUCCAACAUCAUUCACCUGGCUACGAAAGUCAUACUCCAAAGCUUGGAUUGGCAAAGCGGUUCUCGCCCUUCCAGAUUCUCUACAAGAGCCUGCAUUUAUGCUUAUUCAAUACUCAUAUGCGUUGCUCACCAUGUUACCAUGCCCUCUAUGGUUCUGGUAUCGAUAUGCAUCUGCGACAUUCCUCAUGGCCGUAUUCUGCUGGUCUGUCUAUAACGGUGCAAAUUACUACAUUGAGGUUUUUGGCAAACGUUUCCAGAACGAGCUUGAGGAAAUGAAGCGAGAAGUCCAGAAAUGGCAAAAUACCCCCGAGUUGAUGGUAUCUCCUAUAUUGACACCUAAAACCGAAGGUGGAGAAAUGCUAGGUGAAAAUGGCGAGACAAAGGGACCGAGUCACCUAAGAAGUACUAGUCUAGAUAAGAUCCCAUUUCUCAACAACCAAAUUGGCAGCACGGGAAUAGAUGGAGGUGCGAGAGAUAUCGCAAAGCCAAGAAAGAUAGGUGACAUGCCAGCUUGA
Messenger RNA from Sclerotinia borealis F-4128, 1599 nucleotides. The record is from the annotation of a GenBank genome assembly. Lineage: Eukaryota; Fungi; Ascomycota; Leotiomycetes; Helotiales; Sclerotiniaceae.